Molecule: messenger RNA, 3375 nt
Organism: Dipodomys ordii (Ord's kangaroo rat)
Lineage: Eukaryota; Metazoa; Chordata; Mammalia; Rodentia; Heteromyidae
Gene: Scin
Product: scinderin
Exons: 16
Coding region: 92-2617 (841 amino acids)
Biological process (GO): barbed-end actin filament capping; actin polymerization or depolymerization; actin filament severing
Cellular component (GO): actin cytoskeleton; cytoplasm
Molecular function (GO): phosphatidylinositol-4,5-bisphosphate binding; actin filament binding
Source: RefSeq, a predicted model, not a curated record
GUCCCUCCUAUGAGCCAGGGUUUGGUCAGACUCUUGAGCAUCUAGCCCCACUCUCUCUCUCUCUCUGGUCGUCGUGUGGCGAGCGGGCACCAUGGCCCAGAAACUGUACCAUCAGGAGUUCGCCCGAGCGGGCAAGCAGGCUGGGCUGCAGGUGUGGAGGAUCGAGAAGCUGGAGCUGGUGCCGGUGCCCGACAGUGCCUACGGCGACUUCUACGUUGGGGACGCCUACCUGGUGUUGCACACCGUCCGGGCGAGCCGAGGCUUCUUCUACCGCUUGCACUUCUGGCUGGGUGAGCGCGCCCCCAUCGCGCGCAGGUUGGGGAAGGGAGGACGCGGGGAUCCGAGCACCGCAGGCUCAGGGCGUCCUGGCGCUGGCCCUGCGCGCUCGGCGACUCUGGAGGUGACCCGUCUGGUCACUCCCUUCACCUUCUCUGGCUGGUCACUCCCUUCACCUUCUCCUAGCCCGAGUCCACUGCUUUGCUGCUGCAAAUUGGGACGUGCUCAAAGUCGGGAGGAGAUUCACGCCACUGACGUUGACCUUUGGCAAGUCAUUUCCUGGGCUUUAGUUCUUGGGUCUUCUCCCCGACUUCCAGCUCCAAACCCCAACUCCUGCCCUCUGAGGGGCUCUACCUCUGAGCGCGCUGGUGCUGGCCAAGUCCUGUUCACGGUUCCCCAGCAAGUUCAGUCUUGGUUUCUCUGGCAAGGAUGGAGGUGUAUUAAGACAGAAGAUGAUCUAAUCUUGGUCACAUAUGAUAAGAACCUUGAAAGAUAUGCAGAGUGUCUUUGGUUAUGGGAAGCAGAGAAGCCUUCACGGGAACAGGAAGCUGGAGGCGUGGCAUCUGGAUUCAACCAUGUUCUCACCAAUGACCUUUCAGCUAAGAGGCUCCUACAUGUGAAGGGACGGAGAGUGGUCAGGGCCACGGAAGUUCCUCUCAGCUGGGACAGUUUUAACAAGGGCGACUGCUUCAUCAUAGACCUUGGCACCGAAAUUUAUCAGUGGUGUGGCUCCGCAUGCAAUAAAUAUGAACGUCUGAAAGCCAGCCAGGUUGCCACUGGUAUUAGGGACAAUGAACGAAAAGGAAGAUCUCAACUCAUUGUGGUGGAAGAAGGAAGUGAGCCAUCGGAGCUUAUAGAGGUUUUAGGGAGAAAGCCACAGCUUCCAGAUGGAGACAGUGAUGAUGACACCAUAGCAGAUAUGACGAACAGGAAGAUGGCAAAACUGUACAUGGUUUCAGAUGCAAGUGGAUCCAUGAGCGUGACAGUGGUGGCUGAGGAAAACCCCUUCUCCAUGGCUAUGCUGCUUUCUGAAGAAUGCUUUAUUUUGGACCAUGGUGCUGCAAAACAAAUUUUUGUAUGGAAAGGUAAAGAUGCUAAUCCCCAAGAGAGGAAGGCUGCAAUGAAGACAGCGGAAGACUUUCUACAGCAAAUGAACUAUUCCACCCAUACCCAAAUUCAGGUUCUUCCAGAAGGAGGUGAAACACCCCUGUUCAAACAGUUCUUUCGGGAUUGGAAAGAUAAAGAUCAGAGUGAAGGAUUCGGGAAAGUUUAUGUCACCGAGAAAGUGGCUCAAAUACAACAGAUUUCAUUCGAUGCCUCAAAAUUGCACACGUCCCCGCAGAUGGCAGCCAAGCACAGCAUGGUGGAUGACGGUUCAGGCAAAGUGGAGAUUUGGCGUGUGGAAAACAAUGGUAGGGUCCAAAUUGACCAAAAUUCCUAUGGUGAAUUCUAUGGCGGUGACUGCUACAUUAUCCUCUACACUUAUCCCCGAGGACAGAUCAUCUACACUUGGCAAGGAGCCAAUGCCACAAGAGAUGAGCUGACCACGUCUGCGUUCCUCACUGUUCAGCUGGAUCGGUCCCUGGGAGGCCGGGCUGUGCAGGUCAGAGUUUCCCAAGGCAAAGAACCUACUCACCUGCUAAGUUUGUUCAAAGACAAACCACUCAUUAUUUACAAGAAUGGAACAUCAAAGAAGGGAGGGCAAGCACCUGCUCCCCCUACACGUCUCUUCCAAGUACGGAGAAACCUGGCAUCCAUCACCAGGAUUGUGGAGGUCAAUGUGGAUGCAAAUUCAUUGAAUUCCAAUGAUGUCUUUGUCUUAAAACUGCCCCACAACAGUGGCUACAUCUGGAUAGGAAAAGGCGCUAGCCAGGAGGAGGCCAAAGGUGCAGAGUAUGUGGCAAAUGUGCUCAAAUGCAAAACAGCAAGGAUUCAGGAAGGCGAAGAGCCAGAGGAAUUCUGGAGCUCCCUUGGUGGGAAAAAGGAUUAUCAGACUUCACCUCUGCUGGAAACACAGGCUGAAGACCAUCCACCUCGGCUCUAUGGCUGUUCCAACAAAACAGGAAGAUUCAUUAUUGAAGAGGUCCCAGGAGAGUUCACCCAGGAUGAUUUGGCAGAAGACGAUGUCAUGCUACUAGAUGCUUGGGAACAGAUAUUUAUUUGGAUUGGCAAGGAUGCCAAUGAAAUUGAGAAGAAAGAGUCACUGAAAUCUGCCAAAGCAUACCUUGAGACAGACCCUUCAGGAAGAGAUAAGAGGACACCCAUUGUCAUCAUAAAGCAAGGCCAUGAGCCACUCACUUUCACAGGCUGGUUUCUGGGCUGGGAUUCCAGCAGGUGGUAAUCUGAUUUUUUGGAAACAAGCAAACAUCAGAGGCACAUGAGGAGCAAGUGUCUCAUUGUUGUUGAGUGGGGAAAACUUUUUGUCUGUUUGUUUGGCUUUAGAAAUUAGCCUCAGCCAAAUGACUCUUUGCUGCUUCUUUUCAAGGCCUACUAUUGCUUCAAAAUUCUAAAAGGACUUUUCUUGUAUCAACAUAUUGAAAUAACCUAAAAUAGACUCUUAUUAUGCACCAAUGUUAGCUCUCCUGGAGACUGCCUUAUAACUUUAUAUAUGACCUUUCAAAAGCCAAAGACUCUGUAUUAUCUAAGAGAAUUUGUCAGGUAGGAUAUUUUAUAAUUCAGAUUUGUUCUUUACUGUGCCAGAUUCAGAUUUGUUCUUUAUUUGUUCUUUAUUUGUUCUAUGCCAGAGAAGAGAAGAAAGCCUUAACAACUUUCCUCUAUUCUAUGUAUUUUUCUCUUUUCUAUGUAUUGUCUUAAGAAGAAUUGUGUAUUUGUAGUAUGGUUUAUAUUAAGGUGGCUUUAUAAACAUGUUAUUUUCCCUUUUUUGUCCUUUUGACUUUGAUGCCAUUGACAUCUUUCCUCUUCUCUUUUUUCUUCUUUUGUCUUUUUAGGGGAUUUCGAAAGCAGCUCUUCCAUAGUAAAUGGUAUUCUUAAUAGGUUAGCUAUUUGUGUUUGACAGUAAAUGUUUAAUGUCACCAAAAAUGUAAACAGAAAAAAGUCACUGAUGUUAUCUGUCAUCAUUAAAAUGUAUCUUUUGGUAAA